AAUUGAAUCACCCUAUAUAUUCACUCCUAACCUAACAGUUUCAAUUUUGCACCGGUAAUGAACUUUAGAAUCUUAUCUUUACUAAGAUUAAGUAAAAAAACAUUUUUCCUCAAUUACUCAUCCAAAGCACAAACAAAUUUCAAAAUGUCAAGCUGGGAAAAGGAAAAAAAAGAGUUUCUUUCGAUGCCAUUAGAAGCAAAAAGGAAAGUGUACAAAUGCAACAAGCCUGUACUGUUGGACGACGUUCCUACUUGGGCAGAAUAUGCCGAAAUGCAAUCGUCCUUGCCAGAGAAAAUACCUCUAUUGACGACCAAUCAAAUCGACAAUGCGCAAAAUACACAAUUGGCAAAAAAGAUUAGUAUGUUUCGUGGUGAUAUUACCACAUUGGAAAUUGACGCUAUCGUUAAUGCGGCCAACAAAACCCUGUUGGGCGGAGGUGGCGUAGAUGGAGCAAUCCAUCGUGCAGCCGGGCCAUGUUUAAAACAAGAAUGUCAAACUUUGCACGGCUGCCAAGUUGGUGAAGCCAAAUUAACAGGCGGAUACAUGUUACCAGCAAAAUAUGUAAUUCACACGGUUGGCCCUCAAGGUGAACAACCAGGUUACUUGGCGGAGUGUUACAAAAACAGCUUAAACGUAAUGAAAGCACAGAAGCUGCGUACAAUUGCUUUCCCAUGCAUUUCAACCGGUAUAUAUGGCUAUCCUUUAAAACCUGCCGCUCAUGUUGCUAGUAUGGAAGUUCGCAAACAUCUGGAGUCUAAUUCUGAUUCAGUUGAUAGAGUUAUAUUCUGUUUGUUUUCAGAGGAAGAUGAAAUUUUGUACAAACAGAUUCUGCAGUCCUAUUUCCCAUUAAAAUAAGUUGAAAUAUUGACAUUUACUUCCAUUGCAUGUAUGUAGGUGACCAUUAUUAAUAAAAUUUGAUAUAUCGCC
Molecule: messenger RNA, 927 nt
Organism: Photinus pyralis (common eastern firefly)
Lineage: Eukaryota; Metazoa; Arthropoda; Insecta; Coleoptera; Lampyridae
Product: macro domain-containing protein RSc0334-like
Exons: 2
Coding region: 58-855 (265 amino acids)
Biological process (GO): peptidyl-glutamate ADP-deribosylation; DNA damage response; purine nucleoside metabolic process
Cellular component (GO): nucleoplasm
Molecular function (GO): ADP-ribosylglutamate-[protein] hydrolase activity
Source: RefSeq, a predicted model, not a curated record